Molecule: messenger RNA, 940 nt
Organism: Branchiostoma belcheri (Belcher's lancelet)
Lineage: Eukaryota; Metazoa; Chordata; Leptocardii; Amphioxiformes; Branchiostomatidae
Product: Bardet-Biedl syndrome 10 protein homolog
Exons: 3
Coding region: 105-650 (181 amino acids)
Biological process (GO): chaperone-mediated protein complex assembly
Molecular function (GO): ATP-dependent protein folding chaperone; ATP binding
Source: RefSeq, a predicted model, not a curated record
GUAUAACAAAAAUCCACUUUGAUUCAAGACUGACACACAAGGAUGAAGCACUAACCAGUUGAUUGCAGCACAAAUGGAGACAGACAGGAUAAAAAUGACAAGUGAUGAUACAAAGCCUUUGUAAGGUUGGACAAUCCACACAGUUUGCUGCAUCUGCCACCAUGUCCUGUGUGAGUGUAGACAUCAGUACUGCAGCAUCCAUCAGUCACACACUCUGCAGCAUUCUGCAGGGGUCUUUUGGUCCCAAUGCCCUGCACAACAUGAUCAGCACAGCUACAGGACAGGUGCUGAUCUCAUCAGAUGGCAGUACCAUCCUCAAGUCUCUCCACCUGUCCCACCCAGUAGGUAACCUCAUCAUGGAUGCCGUCCAAUCAUAUCACGCCAUCACGGGAGAUGGAACAAAAACGUUUCUCCUCAUCCUCAGAGAAGCCCUUCAAACAAUAUGCAAGACUUACGGGAUAGAAAGGACACAUUCCCAUGUAAGAAGCCAGGUGCAGAAAGGACAGGUGCAGCAGCUGUGCAUACAGAUGAGCCAGGCAUUCUCCCAUCUCCUCGACCACACCUUACCUGAAGUUAUCCUUCCUGCUAUUCUAAAACAUGCUGUUGUCACAGAUUUUGAUAAUCUUCCACAAAGAGAGAAUACUGUCUGAAUGUUAUAAGGACAUUCUUAAGUGGCAAGUUUACCCCAACAGUUGUUGAAAUCCUGACUGAGAUAGUUUGUGGUGUAAUCUUUAAAACAGCUGGAGAUGGAAAUGUCUUGUCCACAGCUGUAUUGCAGCUGAUUGAUGACUAUGAGUUGGUGUGGUUAGAGGUGCCGGGAAAGCCUGUUUCUUCUUCACAUGUUGUUGAUGGAGUUAUCCUGCAAAGAGACUUUGCUGUGAAAGCUGAGAGUCUUGAUGCUCUAAAAGACUCUAUAACCUUUGCUGUCCUUGAAACUUCC